Bubalus bubalis (water buffalo) is the source of this 3143-nucleotide messenger RNA. It is a transcript of the gene CEP83, whose product is annotated as centrosomal protein 83. The record is from RefSeq and is a predicted model, not a curated record. Gene Ontology annotation, cellular component: centrosome. Lineage: Eukaryota; Metazoa; Chordata; Mammalia; Artiodactyla; Bovidae. Bases 524 to 2452 code for a protein of 642 amino acids. The transcript is spliced from 15 exons.
GUCUCGGUACCGAGUCCGCUCCGUGGGGUUUGCGGGGCGGCGGGCCCGGGGUGCCUUCCCGGCCGGACUUCGGCGCCGGCCCCGCACCCCUGAGAACGCCGGUCCGCCGAGGAGGAGCGGGGCUUUUUUCCAUCGCCGCCCUCUCUGCCUUUGGAGCUCUCCUGGGAUACCCCACAUUUCCCUAGGGUCGGGAGCCCGAGGGGCGCGCUCGGCUGUCCGGCUCCUGCUCUUCAGCCUGUGCCACGAGCGGCAGCCGAGACCUCGUCAGACGUGACGGGCUGGGUCGGCAACCCGCGUGCGGGACCGCCUCCCGUAGCCCCAAUGCCCCGGCGGGAAGAGAGCCGUGAGGGUUGUCCGCCUGGCGAGUGCGGCCAGAUCACCGGUCACUGUUUGCUGUGUUGCAAGGACCAUGUGUGAGUCUGGUAUAAUUUGACCUCCUGAGAUUCCGUCUUAGCAAGAAGAAAGUGGAAAAUACUCUUGGAAAGAAAACUAAGACAUUAAGAAAGCCAGAACUUAUUUUUACAUGGUUGUCCACUCAGUUACCAAUAUGGACGCUUUUCCCACCAUUUUUCCUCCUGGUGGAGACAGUGAACUGAGACAUUCUCAAUCUGAGCUCCAAAAAAUGUUAAUUGAUGAACGAUUACGAUGUGAACAUCAUAAAACUAAUUAUCAGACUCUGAAAGCUGAACACACAAGGUUGCAAGAUGAGUACAUAAAGUCACAAAAUGAACUCAAGCGCAUUUUAAAUGAAAAGCAAAGUCACCAGGAAAAGUUUCAGCUGCUGCUUGAAGAGGUACGAGGAGAAUUAGUAGAGAAAACUAAAGACUUAGAAGAGAUGAAGCUGCAGGUAUUAACUCCACAAAAGUUGGAAUUGUUACGAGCCCAAAUACAACAAGAGCUGGAAACUCCAAUGAGAGAACGUUUUAAGAAUCUAGAUGAAGAAGUGGAAAAGUAUAGAGCUGAAUAUAAUAAGCUUCGCUAUGAACAUACAUUUCUCAAAUCAGAAUUUGAACACCAGAAAGAAGAAUUUGCACGUAUUUUAGAAGAAGAAAAAAUAAAACACAAAUCAGAGAUUGCAAGAUUGGAGGAAGAUAAAGAACUCCUUAACCAGUUGCACAGUGUUGAUCCCACAAGAGAGAGCAACCGAAUGGAGCAACUUGUUCGAGCAAAAGCCCAUUUGCAUCAGAAAUUAAAAAGUUUAGAAGCUGAAAUAGCAGAAUUAAGAGCUGAAAAGGAGAAUUCUAGUGCUCAGGCAGAAAAUGUCCAAAGAAUUCAGGUGCGGCAGUUGGCUGAGAUGCAGGCUACAGUCAGAUCCCUGGAGGCUGAAAAACAGUCAGCUAAACUACAGGCUGAACGCUUGGAAAAAGAGCUACAAUCAAGCAAUGAACAAAACACUGUGUUAACUAGUAAAUUGCAUAAAGCCGAACGGGAAGUAAAUACCUUGGCCAGUAAAGUAAAGGAGCUUAAGCAUUCAAACAAACUAGAAAUAACAGACAUCAAACUGGAGGCAGCAAGAGCUAAGAGUGAGCUAGAAAGAGAAAGGAAUAAAAUUCAAAGUGAACUGGAUGGAUUACAGUCAGACAAUGAAAUUCUCAAAUCAGCUGUUGAACACCACAAAGUGCUCUUAGUAGAAAAGGACCGUGAAUUAAUACGUAAAGUACAAGCUGCCAAAGAAGAAGGUUAUCAAAAACUUUUGGAAUUACAAGAUGAAAAGCUAGAACUUGAGAGCAGAUUAGCGGAUUUAGAGAAAAUGAAAGUGGAACAUGAUGUCUGCAGGCAGUCUGAAAAGGAUCAGUGUGAAGAGAAAUUGCGAGCUUCACAGAUGGCAGAAGAGUCGGCCAGAAGGGAACUACAGAGUAUUAGGUUAAAACUUCAACAACAAAUUGUGGAUAUUGAAAAUGCAGAAAAAGAAAAAAAAGAAAAUUCUGACCUGAAACAGCAAAUCAGUGGUUUGCAGAUCCAAGUGACCUCACUGGCACAGUCAGAAAAUGAGUUGCUGAAUUCAAACCAAAUACUGAAGGAAAUGGUGGAGAGGUUAAAACAGGAAUGCCGAAAUUUAAGAAGCCAAGCUGAAAAAGCACAACUAGAAGUUGAAAAGGCAUUGGAAGAGAAGCAGAUACAAUGGUUGGAAGAAAAGCAUAAGCUUCAUGAACGUAUCACUGACAGAGAAGAAAAGUAUAAUCAAGCUAAAGAGAAAUUGCAGCGAGCUGCAAUUGCCCAAAAAAAGAGAAAAUCUCUUCAUGAAAACAAAUUAAAGAGACUGCAGGAAAAGGUAGAAAUCUUAGAGGCAAAGAGAGAAGAAUUGGAAACAGAAAAUCAGGUGUUAAAUAGAACAUCCAAGAGGUUUCCAGACUGUGGAAUAAAUGCCAGUUUUACAAAUACUCUCUGUUCCAAAGUGAGAAGCCACCACAUUCAUUCUAAAACCAAAUUCAACUUAUUAUUUCAAAAUUAAUGGUUGUGGAGGAGGUGUUAUCAAUUCAAGAGUGGGCAGCUAUGGCACAGAUCACCUAGAACUUUAAAUGGUUUUGAAACUAUAUUUGAUUACUUGUGAUUAUUAGGAAAUUAAUGUCCAAAAAGGUGGUGAACUCUGAAGGCCUGUAAAGUUUUUUUUAAUCCAUGUCAUUUUCCCUUAAGUUGGGUAGUUUUAUCUUUGUCAUUAGGUACAUUAAAAAAUAGGACAAAAUGAAUUAGCUAUGUUUGACCAUAUUUUACCUACAAAAUUCAUAAUAUUCAACCUGGUAUUUCCUCUAUUUCUGUUUGAUUCCUGAAGUAAAAUAAGGCACCUUUUUUUUUUUUGGAGGCAUCCUUUUAGUUUCAAGAUUCAUGGGUUGGGGGAGUAGAAUUAAAAAUAUCAAAAUGUUUUUAAUCUCUGACUAAUUGUCAAAUAAAACUUUAAGUCGACAGCCUACAGGGCCAACAAUAACACAGAUAAUUAAGAUGUCAUGUCAUGUUUCUGUUUAUCUGUCUAGGUAAACGACAUUUUAUGUAUUACAUAUCGGUAAAUCUUAAAAAAUCCUUCCCUCCCAAUUAAAAUUAUGUUCUGUGACUCAUACUGUUCUUCAACAGAAUAUAACUGUAUUAAGCAACAGAAAUGCUUUUCCUUUUUAAGACAAAAUGUUCCAUUUGAAGAGUAUACAAGGCUU